This is a messenger RNA of Patiria miniata (bat star), 2805 nucleotides long. RefSeq names its product sortilin-like. Gene Ontology annotation, cellular component: membrane; Golgi apparatus. Gene Ontology annotation, biological process: Golgi to endosome transport; vesicle organization; endocytosis. The transcript is spliced from 13 exons. The record is from RefSeq and is a predicted model, not a curated record. Gene Ontology annotation, molecular function: protein binding. NCBI's taxonomy places the organism in Eukaryota, Metazoa, Echinodermata, Asteroidea, Valvatida, Asterinidae. The coding region runs from base 1 to 1287 and encodes 428 amino acids.
AUGACCUUACGGUCACCCGGGGUACUAUUGGUAGCAAAGCAAGGAUCGUGUACAUACAGCGCUAGCGCCAGAGUCCGCGUGGAUGGUUCGUGGCAUGGCUGGUACAUGUUCAAUGACAGCAACUUCAAUUUGGCAAUGAUAUGGACUGGAACAGAUGGCAAGGAGCUGAUGGCAUUAUCAACCAUGGAAUACACUUUCUUUUCUGAACAAUCUCAGCUUUGGAUAAGCAAAGACUUUGGUAGGUCUUUUGUAAAUAUCAACCAUCGCAUUAGGGGAGCUGUCAUCAAGGCAAAAGAUGGAGUAUUCAAGAGUUCCAUCGAUCCUCAAAGAGUGAUCCUUGUUUCAUAUAUGGAAGACCAAGAUAUGAGCCAGACACGUGUGUAUGUCACCCUGAAUGGCGGUGAAACAUUUGAUGAAUCCAUUCUUCCUUUUUAUCUUGAUGGGGCAAUUGUUUUCCACAGCACAGCUACUAAUAUGCUACUAGCGCAUUCACCAUAUCAGCAGUUCAAACUGUGGGUGUCGGAUGAUUUUGGAAUACAUUGGAGAGAUGUGCAGAGUAAUGUGAUGUCUUACUCAUGGGGAACCAAAGAAAUGGAGCCAGGUGCUUUAUUUGUGCUUGUAUCAUCGGGGACUGACAAGGACAAAACAGGUUCAGGAACUCGUAAGCUUUUGAGGUCAACUGACUAUGGAAAGACUUUCCUUGCAAUAAAAAUGAAUGUGUACAGCUUUGGAGUGCAGGGAAAGUUUGUGUUUGCAGCAGUGGAUGGUGGAAAGGGGGAUAAUGGACGAAUACUUUAUGUGUCUAAAGAUGAUGGUAAGACGUGGAGCCCUACACAGCUUCCAGUUGUCACCAGUGACCGGUUCUUUUCUGUGUUGGACAUGAAUGAAGGGAUGCUAUUCAUGCAUGUUGAUGAUGAAGGAGACACAGGUUCUGGAACUCUGUAUACAUCUGAUGCUGAUGGAAUUGUGUUCUCUGUAUCUCUCAAGAAACACUUGUUUGCUGAGGGUUCUGCCACAACUGAUUUUUACCGUGUAGCAUCUAUGCGUGGUGUGUACAUGGCAAGCCAGGUUGGUGAUGAUCUAUCCAUUCAUACAAAUAUUACAUUUGAUCGUGGUGGCAUCUGGCAUCCUGUGAAGGCUCCUAAAGGCUCCAAGUGUAAAAACUCAGCAACAUCGUGUAGCUUGCAGAUCCAUAAUCGUUACAGCCAGAUUAAAGGGGUGAAUGCGCCAUCAAGCCCACUCAGUCAGUCAAGUGCUGUUGGACUUAUUUUGGCUCAUGGUAAGUAAACAAAAUCCUAAAAUACAAUAACAUUGCUUCUACCCCUGAGAGAUUGUAAGCUUUUUAGACAUUUCCAGCUUUUGUUUUAGAGGUUUUUUCCCCUUUCUUUUCUGAAUGUUCUGCAACUUUGCCCAUAGUUGCUUAAAUAUAUCGGCUAAGUCUACUUCACUACAAUUGCAUAUUCCCUUUACUGGCAGGUUCCCUUCACUAAGUUUUCACAAUAGUACCCCCAUAUGACUAGCCAUACGAUAUGACUAGUCAUGCUGCGCCUGGCAGGUGGCCGCGCCUGCCUGGUCAUCCAACUGAGCGGUUGCAAGAACCAUUAGAAAUGCAAUUCUCACCUAUUGACCUCUGGAAUUGGAAUGUCCGUACUUUGCUGGACAGAGACGAUAGACCAGAACACCAGACAGCACUCAUCGCCAGGAUGCUUGAUCGCUUUCAAAUAAACAUUGCAGCUCUGAGCGAAAUGAGGUUCGCUGGUGAAACACAGCUAGAAGAAGUUCAGGGAGGCUACAUCUUCCACUGCCCUUCCAAGAACCUGUGGCGUAGGGUUUGCCAUUCGCACAAACCUUGUGAAAUGCCCUGAUAGCCUUCCUCAUGGGAUAAAUGACAGAUUGACGACCUUGUGUCUUAAGCUCGAUAAGGACUUGUUUGCCACAAUGUUCAGCUGCUACGGUAUUUCUUUACAGUGACUAAUCCUGAUGAUGUUAAGGAAGCGUUUUAUGAUGAGCUUUUUCAUAUCAUUUGUGAAGUCAACCGAAAAGACAAACUCAUCAUCCUUGGUGAUUUCAAUUCCCGUGUGGGAGUGGACUAUGCCCCAUGGUCGAGAGUACUUGGACACCAUGGCACUGGCAAGUGCAACUCCAACGGUCUGCUUCUGCUGUUUCUCUGUGUUCAGCAUGAAUUGUCCAUCACUCUCUUUCCACAUGCAAACAAAUACAAGACCACGUGGAUGGCACAUGUUGGAAUAUGCCAUGGUGUGAUCGUUCGCCAAGGAGACAGACGCAAUGUGAACAUCCCAGCAGCAUGACAGGAGCUGAGUGUUUGCCCGAUCACCGACUAGUGCGAAGCUAGAUGAACAUUCAGCUUGCUCCUAAGCCUCAUACAGCGAGGCAGAAACCAGUCAAGAAAUUCAACAUUGCCCACCUCUGUGUCGCCAAGAACAUAAUACAGGCAAAAAUCUGAGAGACCCUUCAAUACACAGAACCCACUGGUGAAAAUGUGGAGGAAGAAUGGUCGAUCUUCAGAGAUUUGCUAUACGAUAGUGCUGCAGCCGAACCGCCGAACCGCCGAACCGAACUAAAAAUAGCCGAACUUGGCCUUCCGAACUGAACCCGAACCGAACCCGAACCAAACCGAACCCAAAUGUCCAAAUUGCAUAUUCCCUUUACUGGCAGGUUCCUUUCUAUUAGAGUUUUCGCAAUAGUACCCCCAUAUGACUAGCCAUACUAUAUGACUAGUCAUGCUGCACCUGCCAGCAUUUUCAAUUUUUUCACCGUAUCAGAAUUAAAAAAACCCAACUUUUU